AUGAGUUCUAACAGAUCAGUUUCUUUAUCUGCUGGAAAAGACAUGAAAAAUAAUAAUUUAGUGCAAGGAAAAGAAGAAGAAGAGGAUGAUGUACCAAAUAGUAAAGAUAUUGAUAUUGUUGGUGCAAUAAGCACUUUGAAUUUAGAUGAUGAUGAUGAAGCUACUGCUAGUACUACUAGUCCAACUGAUAAAGUAGUAGGAGUAAAUGAUGGUUUGAUUUAUGGAUCUUUAACUCCACAAGCUUCUUUUCCAAAGGCAAAUGGUGGAGGAGGAAGUGCUUGGAAUCAUGUUACUCAACUGGCCCCUCCACCUCAAUCAAGUAGUAACAAUGGAGGAAUGAAUGGAGUUUUUGUUAAGCCAUUUGAAUUACCAGAAACUAAAGAAGAUGCUAAUAAAAAACAAACUACAAACGGAUUAAAUUUACCAUUGUUUGAUGAAACUAGUAAAAUGGUCAAUUCAGCUAUUCCAUUUGUUCCUGGGAAUAUGGGUUUCCCACCGGUUGUUGCACCACCUCCUCCACCACCACCCCAUGGAGUUUCAAAUCUUCCACCUCCUGGACCUCAUCAUCCUAAUGGUCAAGGUAUUGGUCCUAUGGCACCAAUGGGAGUUCCACCAUUUAGUCCUUUCCCACCUCCACAUCCUUCAUUUUAUCAAGGUUAUGUUCCUUCACCACCAGGUGAAUUCCAAAAUUUUGAAAACAUGGGUCAUAUUCCACCAGGUAUCAACAAUACUUCAACUCAGCAACAACAACAACAACAACAACAACAGCAGCAGCAACAAUUACAACCACAACAUCACAUGUGGAGUCCAAUUCCUAGCCAAAGAAUUCUUUAUCAACAGGGUAUGCAACCACAUCAACAAAUGGUUCCACAACAUCAUGCACCUCCACAAGGAAUUCAACAAAACCCAAAUGGUAUGCCAAUUUCAAUGCAACAAAGCCCUCACUACCAACAUAACCACCCUCAUCAUCAUCACCACCACCAACAACAACGUUAUCGUAAUAAUGGAAUGAUGAAUGUUCAUCGUAAAAAUAUGAGAAGAAAUAGAGGUGGUCCUCAUAAUCCAGAUGAUGCUGACAAAUAUGUCAAUGCUAAGGUUCAAGAUUUUACUGGUUCUAUCUUAUCAUUGUGUAAAGAUCAACAUGGAUGUAGAUUUUUACAAAGAGAAUUGUAUAAUGAAACUAACACUGAUUUGAUAUUCAAUGAAAUUUGUCCAAAGAUUAGUGAAUUAAUGAUUGAUCCAUUUGGUAAUUAUUUGGUUCAAAAAUUAUUUGAGAUGGUUAAUUCGGAUCAACGAUUGAUUUUAAUUAAGAAUACCAGUUCAGAAUUGUUAAGAAUUAGUUUAGAUCCUCAUGGAACAAGAGCAUUCCAGAAAUUAAUUGAUGUUAUUGAAACUGAAGAAGAGAUUAAUAUUAUUAUUGAUAAAGUUUCUCCACAUGUUGUUACGUUAAUAUAUGAUUCCAAUGGUAAUCAUUUAAUUCAAAAAAUCAUUACUAAAUUAGCACCAGAAAUUUUCUAUGAGAUAAUUUGUGAUAAUUUAUUUAGCAUUGCAUGUCAUAGACACGGUUGUUGUGUCUUACAAAAAUGUUUAGAUCAUGGUUCAGAAUCUCAAAGAAAACAAUUAAGUUUGGAGAUUAGUAAAUACACUUUUGAAUUAUCUUUAGAUCCAUUUGGUAAUUAUGUGAUUCAAUAUAUUUUGAAAAAAGGAGAUAAAGAAUCAAUUGAUACUUUAUUGGAAAAAAUUAAAUUCAAUUUGAUUAAUUUGUGUACUAAUAAAUUUGGAUCAAAUAUUAUAGAAUGUUUACUUAGAAUUCCAAUAUUGAGUACUGAAUUAAUUAAUUGUUUAAUUGAGAAAUCUGAUGAAUUUUAUAAAAUGGUUAAUGAUCCUUUUGGAAAUUAUGUUAUUCAAACAUCUUUAGAUGUUUCUAAUGUUGAACAAUUUGAGAAAUUAAAACUUGCAUUGUUACCUUUAUUACCAAAUAUUAAAAACACUCCUCAUGGUAGAAGAAUAUUAAACAAACUUCAAUAA
Messenger RNA from Candida tropicalis MYA-3404, 2028 nucleotides. RefSeq lists its product as uncharacterized. The transcript has a single exon. The record is from RefSeq and is a predicted model, not a curated record. Gene Ontology annotation, cellular component: cytoplasm. NCBI's taxonomy places the organism in Eukaryota, Fungi, Ascomycota, Pichiomycetes, Serinales, Debaryomycetaceae. Bases 1 to 2028 code for a protein of 675 amino acids. Gene Ontology annotation, molecular function: mRNA binding. Gene Ontology annotation, biological process: post-transcriptional regulation of gene expression.